Cylas formicarius (sweet potato weevil) is the source of this 1317-nucleotide messenger RNA. Its product is annotated as CD63 antigen-like. The coding region runs from base 118 to 834 and encodes 238 amino acids. Gene Ontology annotation, cellular component: membrane. The record is from RefSeq and is a predicted model, not a curated record. NCBI's taxonomy places the organism in Eukaryota, Metazoa, Arthropoda, Insecta, Coleoptera, Brentidae. The transcript has 5 exons.
UUAAUAACAUCCCUCGGCAGAUUUUCGGAGGGCGAAAACUACCAAGAAAUUUAGAAACAAGAAACAAAGAAAAUAGUUCGAUUCGUACCGCGUAGUUUGAAUACAUACACGUCCAAGAUGAAGCCCUUGGAGUUGGGUAUUAUUAAGUAUUUGUUGUUCGGAUUUAAUUUGCUUUUUGCGAUUUCCGGAUUGGGAAUAAUCAUCGCUGGAUCACUAGUGCUCUCCGAUGUCGGGGAAUUUAGUCACUUCAUGGAAGGCAAAGUGCUCGCUCCGCCUGUAGUGCUGAUAGUGACGGGAUGCGUAGUGUUCCUAGUCGCUUCCCUGGGGUGCUAUGGGGCGAUCAGGGAGUCUUAUAAAAUGCUCAUGGCGUUUGCAGCUUGCCUAUUGGUGAUUUUUAUCAUAGAACUGGCGGUGGGCAUCGCAGCAGCAGUUUACAAAGAUGACUUCCACAAAGGCCUGAAAGAAUUGAUGAGAGAUUCGAUGGAUCGGUUUGAAACCAGCGAAUCAGACAGGAUUGCUUGGAAUAACUUGCAGAAGAAAAUGGAAUGUUGCGGAGUCGAUCGAUCCACCGACUGGCCCGAACACAAACGGCCACUCUCUUGCUGCCACGUUCCCAGAGAAGGUGCUCCCGAGCCGGAUGAAAUUCAUUGUUGGGAUGCCAAGCCGGGAGAUCCCAUCCUUUAUACAGAGGGUUGCUUCGAUAAGAUAGAAAUGAAAGCUGUCGAUUCUUGUAAGAUCAUUCUCGGAGUUGGUAUUGGAAUUGCCUUCGUGGAGAUCAUUGGAAUUGUCUUGGCGUGCUGGCUAGCUUCGGCUAUUAAAAAACGAACUUCAUAAGCGUUGUCUUCAUUUUUUUGCGAAUGAUGACAAUGAAUGUGUCUACUUUCUAUACGUCGAUGAUUUAUUAUAAUAACGUGUCAUAUGUUUACUUUAGCUGCAGAUAUUUUGUCUACUUAAAGUAUUUUUCUAAGUUAAUUAGCUACAUAUAAUUGUACGCCUAUAUCGUUUUCUAUUUUGCGAGUAAUCUGAAUGUUCGAUAGAGAAUCUGAUAUAUAUUUUAUUAGUAAGAGUUUAAAACGUGGGUCUAUUGUGUAAUUAGAUUGUCACUUUUGUAACUACUGUGUCGUUAUCCAUAUCGUAUAACUCAACCACGUAAAAGUAGGUUAUAGUAUUCUUAGCAGAUGUAGUAUAAAAAAAUCACUUUAAAUGUUGUAGAUGAAUGUUUACCUAUAUAUAUAUAAUUGUUAAAAUAUUUGUAUUUGGUGAUAUUUUAUAAAUUUAAUAUAUAAAAUAAUAAUUAUGUCAAAAUAAAGUUGAAAC